This is a messenger RNA of Loa loa (African eye worm), 279 nucleotides long. RefSeq lists its product as hypothetical. The record is from RefSeq and is a predicted model, not a curated record. Lineage: Eukaryota; Metazoa; Nematoda; Chromadorea; Rhabditida; Onchocercidae. The transcript is spliced from 2 exons. Bases 1 to 279 code for a protein of 92 amino acids.
AUGAAUUUUGCAGAGGACCUGUCAAAGCCAAGAAAAAAACGAUUCAUAGUCUGUAAAAAUCUGAGAAAACAAUUAGAAACAAUAGCAGGACGAAAUAAAACUAUGAAUCGAAGAGGCGGAAAGAUCGAAUCAGACUGCACAAAAAAAGCCAAAUCAAAAAACUUUGCGCUUUUUGUUCAAAAAACGAUUGGAACAACGAAUGCAAUGAGUACAGAAUGGUCGAUCAAAGGAGAGCUGCACCUAUGUUUCUGGUUUUUGAUUUAUGAUGAAAGAGGAUGA